AUAGGAAUGUGACAGGUUUGGAUGCGGAAGUCAACAAGCUCCCUGCUGACUGCUGCUGAUGUAACCUAGUGUAAGGAGCUCGGGCAGCCGUGUGCGGGUAUAAAGCGGAUAGAGUGCGAGCCCUGCGGGUUAGAGGCUCACUGAGUGACAGACUAAUUGUAAGAGACACAAAAGAGCAUCAAGACAUCUACCUGUUGAGAAGAUGGCAGCAGCUGGCAUGUGUCUGGCUUUGGCCCUCCUCUCCACCAUGCAACUGGCUCAGGUUCACUGCUGGAACCAGCAAGACCGAGUGCUGCUGAGAGAUAUUCAAGCGAUCACUUUGUAUUCAGAACGAUACACAAAUAGUCGCCGCACGUCCCCUGUACCACAGCUGAAAUGCACUGGUGGCAGUGCUGGCUGCAAGGUGAUGCCACAGGUGGUACAGUGUCAUAACAGAGGUUGGGAUGGCAUUGACGUUCAGUGGGAAUGCAAGGUAGACAUGGACAACUCUUACAGAUUUGGAAAAGUGGAAGUAAACUGUGAGGGUUUUGACUACCCUGAGGAUCCCUAUGUACUCCGUGGCUCCUGUGGUUUGGAGUACACUCUAGAGUACACUGAGGAAGGCUGGAAGAGAUCUAAUGAUGGUAGUUACAGUGCUGGUGGACACGGAUCUGGGUUUUUCCAAGGGCAUUCGAAAAGCUGGAAUUCUCCCUCGUCUAGUGAUGGCAGCAGUGCCAUCGUCGUUGUUGUGAUUUUGGUGCUGGCUUAUGGAGUGUAUAAAUUAUUCCUUAGUGGGCCUGCAAUUCCGCAACAGCCUCAGCCUGAUGAGUAUGGAUAUGGUCACCAAACCCAUGCGACAGCCCCUCCACCUCCUGGCUACAGCCCCCCUCCUCCAGGAUUCAAGUCUGACUUCACAGGGUCUUCAGCAGGUUAUGGUGGUUUAGGUGGCACUUCUACAUUUGGCAGCGGUAGCACCCAAGGGCCAGGUUUUUGGACUGGCUUAGGAACUGGUGGUGUACUUGGAUACUUGUUUGGCAAUCGGAGAACUCAACCUUGCCAGUCUCCAUAUUUUAACAAUUGGUCUGGCCCUACCUAUUCCCAUGGCCCAAUGUAUGGAGCUUCUCAGCCAUUUCAAACACCACAGAGUUCAGGUGUGAGAACAACAUCAGGGUUUGGAGGAACAAAGAGAAGAUAAAGAAGAAAAUGGACUUAACAGAUGCUUUAUUGUCCACAUUUUUCCAAUACUUUAAAUGAACAGAAAAGUCUGGGAUGCAUCUGUUUUGUUUAAAAAUAUGGGUAGUAUUGCGUAGUUCCAGAGGCUGUAUCAAUGACACCAUGGAAUUUGUGUCUUACAAUCAACACACUUUCACACUUAACCCCUUAUAUUUGACCUCAAAAUUAUUUUGUCCCUGUGGCAUGUUACAUUAAAAUGCAAUCUGGCUACCCAGUCAUUACAUAUGAUUUAUCCUCUUAUAAACCACUCUAUAC
Messenger RNA from Pelobates fuscus (common spadefoot toad), 1467 nucleotides. RefSeq names its product store-operated calcium entry associated regulatory factor (gene SARAF). Gene Ontology annotation, cellular component: endoplasmic reticulum membrane. The transcript has 6 exons. NCBI's taxonomy places the organism in Eukaryota, Metazoa, Chordata, Amphibia, Anura, Pelobatidae. The record is from RefSeq and is a predicted model, not a curated record. Bases 203 to 1174 code for a protein of 323 amino acids. Gene Ontology annotation, biological process: regulation of store-operated calcium entry.